This is a messenger RNA of Leopardus geoffroyi (Geoffroy's cat), 468 nucleotides long. RefSeq names its product thioredoxin-like. The transcript has 4 exons. Bases 1 to 426 code for a protein of 141 amino acids. The record is from RefSeq and is a predicted model, not a curated record. NCBI's taxonomy places the organism in Eukaryota, Metazoa, Chordata, Mammalia, Carnivora, Felidae.
AUGACGGUGGUCAUUAUAGCAGCCCAGGUGCCCCCUCUUACACAGCAGGCCCUGCUAAACGCCAUUGCGGUUGUCCCGCAGGAUCCACUCCCAUUGGUCGUUUGUCAGACCCCAGCCGCCAAAAUAGUGAAGCAGAUCGAGAGCAAAUACGCUUUUCAGGAAGCCUUGAACAGUGAGGGGAACACUUUAGUGGUUGACUUCUCUGCCACAGGGUGUGGGCCUUGCAAAAUGGUCAAGUCCAUCUCUCAUCCCCUCUCUGAGAAGGAUCCCAACGUGGUGUGCCUUCAAGUAGACGUGGGUGACUGUCAGAGGUUGCUUCAGAGUGUGAAGUCAACCCUCCCGUUUUUAAAAAAGGGACAGAAGGUGGGUGAAUUUUCUGGAGAUGAUAAGGAGAAACUUGAAGCUACCAUUAAUGCAUUAAUCUAAUUAUGUUUUCUGAAAACAUAACCAGAAGAUCGGAAGAGCAUC